AACAAAAUAUCUCUCUGUGAUUAAAUUUUUUGGGACCCUUAAUUUUUUUUUUUUCCUUCCUCUUAUCGUUUCCCUAUAUUCUGAUAAAAAUUUCAAUUUUCCCGAGAAAUUUUCUCGAUCGACUCCACUCUCCAGAAACGAGAGCUCGUUCUUGUGUGCUGUGUAUAAUUGUUCCUCUUUUCGUCACAAUUUUUCUCGAUUUUUGGUUUUGAUCGGUGAAGAAAAAUGGGGCAACAGCAAUCGAAAGGGGAACUUCUGUUUCAGCAAGUGGGUUACGGUAACGCGGAAGGGGUUCGAGCUCUUCGUCGAGAGGGUGCAGACCUCGAGUGGAUGGAUAGAGAAGGAAAAACACCUCUGAUCUUGGCUUGCAUGAACUCGGAGUUAUACGAUGUCGCUAAAACAUUGAUUGAGCUCGGCUCCAAUGUUAAUGCUUAUCGUCCCGCUCGACAUGCGGGGACUCCUCUGCACCAUGCUGCGAAAAGGGGUCUCGAGAACACUGUUAAGCUACUUCUUUCGCACGGUGCAAAUCCACUUGUUCUUAAUGAUGAUUGUCAGACACCACUUGAGGUCGCUAGAGCCAAAGGCUUCAGCAAUGUCGUGCGUGCAAUUGAGAGUCACAUCUGCUUGUUCUCUGGUUGGAUGCGUGAGUUUUACGGCCCUACCUUUCUUGAUUUAUUUGCUCCUCAGCUUCUUUCAAGAAGAGUAUGGGUAGUCAUCGUACCAACUGGUUCAAGAAACCCUACAAAGCCUUUCAAGUUGGAGCUUGUUGUAUAUGCUAGUCUGCAGGACGCACAGCCACGCACGGUGAUGCCUUUGUGGAAAGCAAAUUUGGAGGAACCAAAAGGGAAGCAGUCUGAUACUUCAGUGAUGAUUGUUGAUAACUCCGCAAUCCCAAGCCGCAGGAGGCAAAGAAGAAGGGCCUGCGCCUCCCAUGGGAGACGUAGGCCUCAAGUAGUUAGGCAAGCACGUCUUAAACUCGCACCAUCGAUUGAAGGUGACGCACAACAGCUUAAGUGGUUUUGUGAUGCAUGUAAAGGAAUUCCACAGCCAUUGCAUCCCCCUGUCUUUCUCCAAACUGCACCAUCUGCGCCACCACUACAUUCUGCUAUGAGUGACACACCAAAUAUCAGUCACCAUUCCAUCGGUCAAGCAAGUUCAUCAACUGCACCUCCUCCUCCUUCAGGGAAGGCAAGCACGUCAGGUCUCAAUAGCCAUGAAAGUGUUAUUGUCCAAGAAGCUUCACCAUCAGCUCCUCCAUUGACUGAUCACGAUGAUAUAGGAACCGUAGAGGACGGUCCGAUUCAUUACCCAUCAAUCGAUGCAACACCUGUCGAGGUUCCAACUCCUUCUACUCUACCAGCUUCAACAGAUGGUGAAAAGAAAGAAGACGGGAGCUCUGGACAGUGUGCGAUAUGUCUCGACGCUCCAUCUGAAGCAGUUUGUGUCCCGUGUGGACAUGUUGCUGGAUGCAUGUCUUGCUUGACAGAGAUCAAAUCCAAGAAAUGGGGAUGUCCUGUUUGUCGCGCGAAGAUCGAUCAGAUCAUUAAACUGUACCGUGUCUGAAAGGUACAGGGAUUUGUCUCCUCUCCUUCAUUGUGUUGUGAGAUCAAAGUUUUUCAACCAUUGAAACUAUCUUUGUCUAUUGCUAAAACAAAAUCAAAAUAUCAUAUUCUGUGUUAAAAAGAUGCUAAAACAAUAUGUUGAUAAUUCGAACUUUAAAGAAACAGUUCCUGUGUUUUGUAUAUACGGUUUUGGACAAAAGGAUGAAUGUAAAGAAUGUUUAUACAUUA
Eutrema salsugineum is the source of this 1790-nucleotide messenger RNA. RefSeq names its product putative E3 ubiquitin-protein ligase XBAT35. Gene Ontology annotation, molecular function: protein binding. The transcript has 10 exons. Lineage: Eukaryota; Viridiplantae; Streptophyta; Magnoliopsida; Brassicales; Brassicaceae. Bases 226 to 1563 code for a protein of 445 amino acids. The record is from RefSeq and is a predicted model, not a curated record.